Messenger RNA from Branchiostoma belcheri (Belcher's lancelet), 681 nucleotides. RefSeq lists its product as uncharacterized. The transcript is spliced from 4 exons. The record is from RefSeq and is a predicted model, not a curated record. NCBI's taxonomy places the organism in Eukaryota, Metazoa, Chordata, Leptocardii, Amphioxiformes, Branchiostomatidae. Bases 16 to 681 code for a protein of 221 amino acids.
GUGAACGUACGUGGUAUGAAUGUGGGCAUUAAAAUUGGCAUGGAGACUGCUAGGGAAGCCACGGUGCGCGGUAGGCUGGCGGUAGCCUUCAGUCUGGUCUGCAUGAUACCCAUUAUAACAGGUGUAGUCGACGUCACCAUCGUCAGUAAGUACCAGUUCUUUAAUGAGUCCGAUGACACCUGGCUGUACUGUUACUACACGGGUAGUCUCAUCAACCAGUACGGGUACCAGUUCGGAGUAGAGGUUGACACUGGCUCGGGAACGAGAUUUACACCACAAAUAAUAAAUGGUGUUGUGACAGGGGACAAUAGUGUGAGGAUUCGGGAUAGCGUUGGUGAUUUCCGAGUUGGAGCAUUCUCAUGUCAAGUACGCGGCAGAAGUCAAACAGAAAAGGUCAUUACGUUCAAAAUGAAAUCUCAGGCCGAUGUCUGGCCUGUGGCCUUCACAGUAACCGCCAGCCUAGGAGACCCCGUGACGCUACAAAUGAUACAUAAGUUCAAUAGGACGGGUACCCUUGAAUGGAGGAGGGACGGUGUUGGAGGGACUGUCCUGACCGGACAGAACAGUACGAGCCUGACCAUAGCCAGUGCCCGGUCUUCAGAUGAAGGGAUCUAUGAGUGCUACUAUCAGGGGGACACUGAAAGAAAACAGGGCAUCAUGAAACUCAUUGUCAGAGCCUAA